AUGAUGUUCAGAGAGACCCUGAACUUCCUCAGCUGUCUGAGGUGUCUCCUGUGGAUUCUCACGAUUCCUCCAGCAGUUCUCGGGGGCGACCUGACGGAGCCGUGCGGUGGGCGGGACUGUACCACCUGUCAGUGUUCCCCAGCCAAAGGAGCGAGGGGUGCUCCAGGUGCUCUGGGUCCACAGGGUCCUCAGGGGCCCCCAGGCUUUCCAGGCCCUCAGGGGCCUCCAGGAGAGAAGGGAAAGAGAGGAGACGAGGGGCCAACUGGUGCUCCGGGACUGAAAGGUGACGUGGGAAUUGUCGGCGUUGGUGGUUUUCCAGGAUUAGAGGGAGUUUCGGGUCACCCAGGACCCGCUGGAGGUCCCGGUUUUCCAGGUCUGGAUGGAUGUAAUGGAACCACAGGGGACCGAGGACAGACUGGACUUCCGGGAGAACAAGGACCUGCUGGAGAACCGGGUUUUCCCGGACUGAAGGGAUUUCCAGGAGAUCCAUCUGUCUACUUUAUACAGUUGCCCGGAGUAACCGGAGACGUCGGGCCCAGUGGACUUCGUGGCCUGCCGGGAAUCCCUGGUGAGCCUGGUUCUAGAGGUCCACCUGGAGAAAAAGGUCGAUCUCUGCCCGGACAGAAAGGAGACGAGGGGGAUCAGGGCCUCCAGGGGCCUCCGGGGCCGUUCGAGUACGUCGACCCUCCGGAGGACCUGUACAUCAAAGGAGAUCAGGGUCCACAAGGGAUUAAAGGAGCCUGUGGAGUUCAGGGAUUGCCGGGUUUGGAUGCGCUCCCGGGGAUUAAAGGAGAGAAGGGGAUCAUAGGGUUUCCCGGACCUAGGGGGUUCUCUGGGGAACCUGGUCUAACUGGAGAUAAAGGAUUCAAGGGCAUACGAGGAAGUCCUGGACUUCCAGGACUGAUUGGACAAGAAGGUCCGAAGGGUGUGAUGGGAGAUCCAGGUCCUAAAGGCCUCCCUCAGCACGCAGACAUCACACACAAAGGAACCCUCGGAGAACCCGGGGCCUCCGGACUGAGCGGCCCUCCAGGGGACAUCGGACUGAUGGGAACACAUGGACCCAAAGGAGUCCUUGGCAGAUCAAUACCUGGACCGCCAGGUGUUCUGGGUGAGACAGGAGUUCGAGGAGAAAAAGGAGACAAAGGAGAUCCAGGUCAGAUGUUUCAAGAUGAACUCUCACCUGGAGAACCUGGAAAACCAGGACGGGCUGGACUCAGGGGCCUUAAAGGAGAGCCUGGUGUUCCAGGAAGUUACUGUCUUUCUGGAGCCCCAGGACAAACUGGAGAUCCAGGUCUACAGGGGGCCCCGGGGGUUCAAGGCUUCGCAGGGUUUAAAGGUAGCAGUGGUGACUGUUCUUGCGGUCCUCCAGUUGUUCUGAGGGGGGCCCCGGGUCCAGUAGGUGACUUGGGGUCUCCGGGAUCUCCAGGGGUCCCAGGGGUCCCGGGCAUACAAGGAGAGAAAGGUUUACCUGGAGACAGAGGAGAGAGUGGAGAACAGGGUCCAGCUGGGUUUCCAGGUGUUAAAGGGUUUAAAGGGCAGAAGGGAGAUUUCACUGUGGCGGAUUUUAAAGGUGAGAAGGGAAACGUGGGCCAGCCGGGCCCUGCAGGCAGACAGGGAUUCUCAGGGAGAAGAGGACCCGACGGGGAUCCAGGGGUCCCUGGAAACCGUGGCCCCCAGGGUGACACUUUCAGCAGUUCUCCCGGAGAAAGAGGCCUCCCAGGAUUUUCAGGACCAAAGGGGUUAUUAGGGCCUUCAGGUUCCCCUGGAGGUGGUGUAGUCGGAGCGGUGGGGGAGCGUGGGGCCUCUGGGGACCCCGGACCUGCAGGAUUUCCAGGACUUCCAGGACUGAAGGGGGUUAAAGGUGAUACUCUGCCCUGUGCACCCCGAAACCCCGGGGCCCCUGGAGAGAAAGGAGAUGCUGGAAUUCCAGGUUACAUCGGCCUCCCGGGUCCUCCAGGUUUCCGUGGCGUCACGGGACCAGAUGGAGCUAAAGGAGACAAAGGACAGUAUGGAUUUCCUGGACCACCUGGACGACAAGGACCUCAAGGUUCAGUUGGAGAUACGGGAGAAGAAGGACCUGAAGGUUUCAGCUAUGGUGGAGAAUCAGGUUCUCUGGGGCUCCCAGGAUCUCCUGGACUCAGAGGACCAGCCGGCGACUCUGAUGUGGGGCCCUCAGGAGCAAUCGGGUUUCCAGGACCACAGGGCGCUCCGGGACCCAAAGGAGUCCCCGGUCCCCCCGGCAAUGACGGACAAUCAGGUGUCUUGGGUUUGUCUGGGGGCCCCGGAGUGCAGGGCCAGAGAGGAGAUGAUGGGGCUCCAGGUAUACCUGGGCCGCCAGGGCCCACGCCUGACCAAUGUGAUGUAGGAAAACCUGGUUUAAUGGGCCUCUUUGGCCUUCAAGGACCCAUCGGACCCCCAGGUUUUCCAGGGGAAAAGGGUGAGCUCGGAGUCGAGGGUCCCCCUGGUGUAGGCCCUCAAGGCCCUGUUGGUAAACCGGGGUACUCAGGCUUCCCGGGGUACCCGGGGCCUCAGGGCCCCUCCGGUUCCAGUGGAGACUUAGGACUGCCGGGACCCGAUGGUCAGAAAGGUCUGAUUGGACCUCAGGGCCUCGAUGGAGGGCCAGGAGCCCCGGGACUGACCGGAGAGAUUGGAGCCCCAGGAAGGACUGGAGAGAGAGGACCCAGUGGGCUGGAUGGAGCUCCAGGACUUGAGGGGCCGAAAGGACAGAAAGGCUGUAAAGGGGCACCAGGGCCUCCAGGACUGUUCAACUGCAUCCCCAUCAAAGGGCCAAGGGGCCAGCAAGGACCUCCAGGACACGUCGGGUUCCCAGGACCACGAGGGUCUAAAGGUGUGAAGGGAGCUAGAGGUAACCCAGGUUUUCCAGGGAUCAACGGCCCUUCAGGCAUUGUAGGACUCCCAGGACCUCCAGGACCACGUGGCAAACCAGGACCACCUGGACCAUGUGGACGAAAAGGGCCUCCAGGACUCAUUGGCUUCCCUGGACAGACUGGAGAUCCAGGUAACCCGGGAUGUCCGGGGAAAUUCGGGCCACCUGGUCACCAGGGAUGUCCAGGACCCAAAGGUAACAAAGGAGCAUCUACUGGUUGUUCUGGUCCACCUGGAGACAAGGGGCCUCCCGGACCAUUUGGGACCCCAGGAAUUCCUGGACCUCGAGGAGAUCCUGGAAUACCCGGUUUCACUGGAGGUCCAGGGCCGAAAGGAUGCAAAGGAGAUCCAGGCCUCCGUGGAAAUCGAGGUGUUCCAGGUGUGUUGGGUCCUCCAGGUCCCAGAGGUCGUCCCGGUCUCCCAGGUCUGCCUGGUAAGCCGGGGGCUGAUGGUCCUCCAGGACCGCAGGGCAACCCAGGACUCCAAGGUCCUCCUGGACCACUCGGACUUCACGGACUGGAUGGACUGAAAGGUGUAAAGGGGGACAUGGGGACCAGAGGUCUGGGUGUGCCAGGUCCUCCCGGUUGCAAAGGUCUUCCAGGAGAUAAGGGUCCUCCUGGUCCUCCAGGUCCAUGUGGUACUUCUCAGCCUGGACCUCCAGGACCUAAAGGCCCCCAAGGACCUAAAGGACCGCCAGGUGGUUGUGGACCUCCAGGUAAACCUGGGCUGAACUGUAGAGCUCCAGUCCCAGGGGCUUAUGGAGAUCCUGGUAGUGCUGGCCCAGAUGGAGAAAGAGGAGGUCCUGGUCCUGUGGGGGAUCCGGGUCCAAAUCGUCCAGUUUGUGGGGAUGUUGGAGACAAUGGUGAUUCAGGGAGCCCAGGGCCAAAGGGACCACCGGGGUGUAAAGGGCUUCCAGGACAGCCAGGCUUACCUGGAAACCCAGGACUCAAAGGUAAUCCGGGGGAUCCAGGUUUGAUGGGAGUUCCUGGCAAUCGUGGUCCUAAAGGUGAUCCCGGUUGCAAUGGACCUAGAGGACCAAAAGGAAUUUGUGGGCCACCAGGUCCAAAGGGGGAAAAGGGACGAGUCUUCCCCUGCCCCACAUACCCUCCUCCGCCACAGGGACCCCCGGGACCACCUGGACGCCCUGGUCGCUCAGGAGGCCCCGGCCUACCAGGAGAAAAUGGCCAGAACGGGCCUAAAGGUAAGAAGGGGGCUCCUGGAUCUGUUGGACCCAUAGGCUCAGUGGGGCCCCCAGGUCCAGAUGGAGAGAGAGGAGACCCUGGCUUGCAAGGGGAGAAGGGAAUUACGGGAGCGAAAGGUGAUCGUGGUCCGAUCGGCGACCGCGGUCCUCCUGGGCCAUCCAUGAACUUGAACUCGGGCUUCCUGUUGGUGAUGCACAGCCAAUCGAAGAGGGUUCCCAGGUGUCCAGAGAACAUGAGGGUGCUGUGGGAAGGUUACAGUCUUCUGUACCUGGAGGGGCAGGAGAAGGCUCAUACUCAGGAUCUUGGUCAGGCAGGCUCAUGUAUGCGUGUCUUCUCCACCAUGCCCUUCUCCUCCUGCAACAUGGGAACCUGCUCAUAUGCCAGUCGCAAUGACAAAUCUUACUGGCUGUCGACAAUGGCGGCGGUGCCCAGCAUCCCCGUGGUUGGGCCAUCCAUCGAAGACCACAUCAGCCGCUGCGUGGUGUGCGAAGCCCCCUCCUCACCCGUCGCACUGCACAGCCAAUCCGCCAACCAGCCACAGUGCCCACCCAGCUGGAGGAGCCUGUGGACUGGAUACUCCUUCCUUAUGCAUACCGGUGCCGGUGACGAGGGUGGCGGCCAGUCUCUGACAUCAUCAGGCAGCUGUCUGACGGACUUCAGAGCCCAACCCUUUGUGGAGUGUCAGGGGCCACGAGGAACCUGCCACUACUUUGCCAACAUCUACAGCUUCUGGCUGAAAAGCGUCCCGGCGAGCGCCGCUGCCUCCUCCAGCUCGGCCAGCACGAUGACGGACAGCUCAGAGCAGAGGGAGAACAUCGGGAGGUGCAACGUCUGCAUGAUGAUGGACAUGAGGGUGUGAGGAGGGAGGCCACCACCUCCUCGUGCAGCAAGAGAGAGGAAGACCAGCACCUCCUCCUCCCUCAUGAGGGCGCAAGGAGACGCUUCGCCUCAUUCACGAGAGGAGACGCUUCUCCUCCUUUUCUUUCGUGAGGGCGAAGAAGAUACUUUGCUUUCUCCGAGGGGUCGGACGGUUUGUCUGAGAGGAGAGACUGUCAUGUUACAGAAUACCGCUGCCAAUCAGUAAGUCCACUGAUGAUCAAUUAGUCCUGAUAGUCAAUCAGUCAAUCACAGCAGCCACUUCAAAAUUCUCUACUGUAAAAAAGUUUCUCAAUAAAUCCGCUUUCUACAGUUAUUUCAAACUCCUUCAGGGUUAAAACCAGAUUUCUCAGAAAGUAGCAUAAGUUUAGGUUUAAAAUAAGGAUUAGUAUGCCAAAAAAUGUUAAUAAAAGUGACUCUUGUGGUAUCUGAUCUGUUACAUGUAUUACUUAAUAAGUUAGAUACCACACUCUAGUAUUUUGAAACAGAAAAAAAUGUUUUAAACCAGUUUUAAGACAGUUGUGUGACUAAACCUAUAACCAAAAAUUGCCUCAUGUAUUUUGUCUCAAUAAAAAUAAAAGAUAUAAGAUAUAGAUUCUCUCUUUAAAAUCAAAAUGAUUUUAACAUUUUUUAUUUAUUUUUUUGACCCACAUUCAGUGUCAUUGCUAAACGCGGUUGGAAGAUACAUUUAUUAAUUCCAAAACAACUGUAGCACUUUAAAUCUAACUUCUAAUUUUACAUAUUUGUAGUUUAUGAUAAUGUUGAAAGAUACAGACUUUCUUUUGGGUUAAUGACUAACUUGUUUCAUAUGAAAACAAACUGCAGGCAGCAGGGGGCGCUGCUGCACAGAAUAACAAACUGAAAACAUAAAGGACCCAGAAUUGAACCUGUUAGAAUCAACAAUUUUAAGAAGCUAUAUGUUAUCAAAUUGGUGAGACCAUGAUUUUUUUAUUUUAUUUGUUGAAAUAAUCCAGAUUGGAUUAUUUUUCUAUUGCAUUUGAGCAGUUUAACUGUUCCCCUGCAGCUCAGAAAAUGAUAUUAUUCAUCUUCCCCGACAGAGGUGCUAUUCUCAACUCAAAAUGGUAUUUGUUUAGCCUAGCCGCGCUAGACAACCCACGGCUACGAAUUUAAUUCUCUGCCAGGGUGGGUCUAGUUACCCUCCAUAAGGCUCGAGGCUGGAUUCUCCUAAAACUGGCCGGACCAAUCACCAUGAAGUGUAGAGUCAGAAGGCGGGCGUAACGAAGUGACGACAGAGGCACGACGAUUCUGACAGAAACAACCGGCGCAUAAUAAACAGUUAUCUUUUGACUCGGCUUUGGCCACAGCCCUUAAAGAUUUGAAGCUAAAAUUCAACUAGAAAGAUAAACAAAGGACGGCACUGAAGUGUUUCAUUAAGAAGAAAGACGUAUUUGGACUUAUGCCGACGGGAUAUGGCAAAUCCUUAAUAUACCAGUUGGCUCCGCAGCUCCGCUGGUUGGGAAGCUAAUGGAACUUAGCCACAAUCCGCCGGUGCUCUCGGAACUACGUCAGCCUAUUCGUUGUGUUGAUUGGUUGUAUACCUACCCAAUUGCUGCAGAGGGAUUUGAUAGACAACCUUUUAGCCCGCCUCCCUCCCUGUCGAGCUUCCCUAGACCCUUGUGCCAUCAGAAACAUGGGUGUAGCGUGGCUAGGCUAGUAUUUGUUGGUAAUUUUAUCAAAACUUAAAAACUAAAAAGGUCAUCCUGUUUUUAAGGUCAUCUUUUAUUUGUUCACAACUUGUGAUACGUCUGGCAUAAUUUGGCACUUCAGUGGUGUUUUUGUUACGUUCAUUAAUUUAUUUUUAUUGUCAACUUUAAUUAGCUCCGUAUUCCUUACUGAAAGCGAUACAAUCAUCAAAAUGGAAAUUACUUGUUGCUACAUUUGUACAUUUGGUGAAAGUUGAUUGGCUAACGUGACAUUCUCUCCUCAUCAGAGAACAACAUGAAACCAUUUAGACCGAUAUAGAACUGGAGGUGCGGUACGAAGCCUCGGUGUGAUACAUUAUAAAGUCGCCGCCAUCUUACUCAGGCACAUUUGCACCAAUGCUGCUGCUGUCAGAUUCAUCAUUAAUGGCACAACAAGACUACAGCUGCAUCAUCCAGUCUCAUAUAUAAUAAUACAACACGCUCACUAAGUAGCUAGGUUAGGCUAGGCUACUGUUUACUACAGCCAAGACUGUGGUCACACUUAAAGUUAAAACAUACCAUAAAAUAACAUCAGAUGCAGGACUGGGCAGGCUACGCAGAAAGUUAGCUAAGCUAGCAGCUGCUCUACCUUAAAUGAAACUUUGCUAAUAAUGCUACUUGUAUCAAUGCUGCUGCCCAAUAGUGAAUACGUGUUAUAAAGGACAUUUAGUAGCUAAGCUAAAAUUAACUACAGCACACAAGACAUUGGACCAUCUACUUGGAAAGUCAGCUAAACUAGCAUUGGCUAUGCUGAAUGAAACUUUCCAAGAUGUUUGCAAGUAACGCCACUAAAGGUCACUAAAUAUCUAUUCUAGGCUAAGGUUAAUUGUAGCCAAGACUUUAGUCAUACCUCAAACUUAACACGCACUGAAAACAUACAACGUAACAUCAGAUGUUAAAGUAAGGCAAAUUAGCUAAGCUAGCAGUUGCUCUACACUAAAUGAAAGUUCUGUGAACCCCACCUGUAGCACUUCUUGAUCAAUAAAGGAAGGUUACUACUAAACAGUAUUUGAGAAAACAAACAUAGUGUAAUACAAUAUUGGACACGCGACAUAGAAAUGAGGGUAUAAGGGGCAGUGGCUCUGUUAAAUAAAACUUAGCAAAAGGUCACAAGUAAUGCCGCUACUUGUAGCAGUGCAACUUCCUGACACAGAAUGCAGCUUAUGAAGCUCAUUAUGUAGCCAGGCUAGGCUAGGGUAAGGUUAAUUGUAUUCAAGAGUUUAGUCAUGCUUCAAAUACGCACUUAAGACAUGCAACGUAACAUCAUAUGCUGAGCAAGGUACUUGGAAAGUGUAGUGAGGUAAGCUAGCAGUAGUUCCAUGCUAAAUGAAAGCUGUGUAAGCCCUUUAUUAAUCAAUAAAACAGGUUUUAAAAUUGUUUGAGAAAACAACAGUUACCACCAUGCUACUGACAAAUGUAGUUAAAUAAAUAGCGACACUACUGCCCAACACUGAAUAGGUCACACAGCUUAUUAAGCUGUAGCUAUGCUAGGCUAACAUUCACUACACCUGAGACUUUAGGCACAUUUGAACAAUACCUUAAACUAAGUUCUAUAAAACAACAUGACGAGAUUUUAAAACCUUUUUCAGAGGUUAGCAUUUGUGAAAAUUUUCCCAAAGCCAUAAAAUUUGGGGAAGACACAAGCAAAAUUCUUUCCUUCCCACUGAUCCAAAUCAUGAAUACCUCCACAGACAAAAUUUUUAUUUACUGGCCUUUGAUAAACAAAACCGUAUGAAAAGAACUUACCAUUACUAAGCGUACCACACAUCAGUUUCUGUUGAUGCUAAGCUAGCUGUUACUCUCCAAUAAAUACAGCUUCACUUCCCCGGAGAUACCCACAGGGAAAUGUAGCAAGCUAAGCUACAUCAACAUGGCAAAAACUAUUUGCUACAUCAGAACAUACUAACAUACUUCCUUUUUAUUAGUUAGCUGCCUACAGACAGUGAAAUCUAGCUAGCAGUUAGCUGUCCUUUGCAGACACAAAACAGAGUAGUUGCCACCAUGUUCCUGCCAAAAACCGAUUACAGUGAGUUAACGUCACUAUGUAGCUAACUAGCUAACCACAACUGAGAUCAUAGGCCCACCUCAAACUUAAAAUGUGUUUAAACAUUAUAACAAUAGAACAUCACAUGCUUUAUUACAAAAUAUUGAUUUGAGUUGGUAAGAUGCUAACGUGCACUACCGUUCAAAAGUUUGGGGUCACUUAGAAAUGUUCUUAUUUUUGGAAGAAAAGCAUUUUCCCCCAAUGAAGAUAACAUUAAAUGAAUCAGAAAUCCAGUGUAGACAUUGUUAAUAUGGUAAAUAAUUAUUCAAGCUGGAAACGUCUGAUUUUUAAUGGAAUAUCUACGUAGGGCAACCAUCACUCCUGUGUUCUAAUGUUACAUUGGGUUAGCUAAUGGUGCUAAAAGGCUAACUGAUUAUUAGAAAACCCUUGUGUGAGCUCUCAUGGAAAACAGGAAAUCGUCUGAGUGACCCCAAACUUUCGAGCGGUAGUGUAAUUUCCAGCUAAUUCUCGCCACCUUUUUUCUUGGUAACUUCCUGUGGCUUAGCAGCCAUUUUGAUGUCCAGUCCUUGGUAAGAUGGUGGCGAUACGAUGAUGUAUACAAGAGUAGUUCUGAUAUAUCCAUGUAAGCUCCGCCUUCAGCCCCACCCAGAGCCCAACCAGAAUUGCACUGAGAAUAGUUCUGAUUAGUCAGCAGAAAGUCAUUCUGAUUAGUCAGCAGAAAGUCAUUCUGAUUGGUCAGCUGCGAUGCCGUGACUGCGUGUCAUUGGUCGGUCAGUAUUUUGCUCAUGUGGCAAAGAAUCGCGUGAGAAGCUGUGAAUAUAUUCGAGGUUAAACCUUGAAAAAAAACGUGUUUUUGUUCCAGUUUUCUUUCGGAUCAGACGUGUUCGGAGCUGCUCCCUCAGCUUGUGUGGUUUUUUUUGUAUUAUUCAUGUUUCAACACAGAAAUGAUUCAGCUCAAGGUUCAAUUAAGACGAAAUAGACGAGUAGUCAUGACCAGUGGUAGUCUGAGUCGAGCAUCUAACGGGGUGAGCUGCAACACAGGAUCAGAACCAGACCAGACCAGGACCAGGACUCCUUCAGAACCAGGAGCUAAUGUCGCUUUUUACAUUCCACAUCCAUUUCAUGAGUCAGUUUUCUCGGUUUUUACUGUUUCCUUGUGCUCUUGAUAAAGUUGACUUGAAAGUUGAUCUGUUGAUAGUUACCUAGUCGCUGUCAUUGCAUUAUACCGCCUGAAUAAACACUGCUGAACAUUUCACUUUCUUUCAUUUAGAACAAAUAUUUAGUGGAGUUUUUUAUUACUGAUUCAGUUUCUCGUCCCGGUUCUUGUUUCGGUCCUGGUUCUGGUUCGCUAUUAUUUCUCUAUGAUUUGUAAAUAUGUUCGAUGGUUUUAUAUUUUUACUGUAAAUGUCAUCAGAGUAUUUAUUUAGCCUGAAAUUAAUGUUGGUGCUAUUUGAUGUUUAAUUUGUUUGUUUUUUAAUUUCAUUUUGAUAAAAGACGACGCAGUGAGCCCCGCCCGCAUCCUCCACCAAAAUACACAAAAUAAAAUGAAUCAAAUUCUAUGUAGAAACUCACCAGAACAAAAUAUCCUAAAGUCGACCAUCGUAAACUCAUAAACGAGCAUUUCAUACGUAGAUGACUUACUUUCUCACAUUUUCUUGAUUAUUUUUUAGAGAAACGAGGUUUUGAAACACGAGUGUCUCACUAUAUACAGCCCCAAACAAAGGUUUACUACAGCUCCCAUGAUGCUUCAGUAGGAGGAAGAGGGCGGAGCCACUGUGCUGUUGUCAGUUUUUAUUGUAUUUAAAUCUGUCGGUGAUAUUUUAAUCUCUGUAGGAGGAAAUUUCUCACUAACACUUGUGAAACAUUUUACUCUCUGUGAAUGGACGACACUUCAAUAAAUCGCAUCAAACUUUUA
Messenger RNA from Acanthochromis polyacanthus (spiny chromis), 10587 nucleotides. RefSeq names its product collagen alpha-4(IV) chain-like. Gene Ontology annotation, cellular component: collagen trimer. NCBI's taxonomy places the organism in Eukaryota, Metazoa, Chordata, Actinopteri, Pomacentridae. The coding region runs from base 1 to 4947 and encodes 1648 amino acids. Gene Ontology annotation, molecular function: extracellular matrix structural constituent. The transcript has 45 exons. The record is from RefSeq and is a predicted model, not a curated record.